This is a messenger RNA of Zootoca vivipara (common lizard), 4771 nucleotides long. RefSeq names its product NFKB activating protein (gene NKAP). Gene Ontology annotation, cellular component: nucleus. The record is from RefSeq and is a predicted model, not a curated record. Gene Ontology annotation, molecular function: chromatin binding. Lineage: Eukaryota; Metazoa; Chordata; Lepidosauria; Squamata; Lacertidae. Gene Ontology annotation, biological process: regulation of gene expression.
UCUGUUGACCGUUGGCGACGCUUCCGCUACUCGACGCGUCGGAGGGCCUCCUACCAAGGCCAUGGCGCCGGUGUCCCGCUCGCGGAGCCCAGAGGAGUCGCCGUCCUCACGGCGGGAGAGGAGCGACAGUUCAACCAGCCCUUCCCCGCCCAGGUCCAGCCGGAGCAAGAGGUCCCGCGCCCAGUCUCCGUCCCGAUCUCGGUCCCGCGAGCGCGGCGGCAGCGGGUUCCGUCAGCGGCCCGGCCCGCUUCACCACUUCGGCCACCGCCAUGGCCCAGAGCACUACGGCAAGGAGCAGGAGGAGUCGCUGAGGCAAAGGCGAUUAAACGAGAGAGAGAGAAUAGGUGAACUUGGAGCACCUGAAGUUUGGGGAUUCUCACCAAAGGUUCCUGACCCAGACUCUGAUGAACACACUCCUGCAGAAGAUGAAGAUGGUACAUCUAAAAAGAGCAGCUCUUCUGAUUCCAGCUCAGAAGAGGAGGAGAAGAGGAAGAAAAAGAAGAAAAGGAAGAGAAAAGCUGCUUCACGUGAUGAGGAAAAAAAGAAAUCCAAGAAGAGGAAAAAGAAGCAUAGGAAAAAAAAGUCCAAGAAAAAAAAGAGUAAAAAAAGCAGGAAAGACUUCAGUGAGUCAAGCAGUGAAGAUUCUGAUGAUGACGAACAGCAAGAGGAUGAUCUCUGGAUUGAGAGAUCAAAAAAUGCAGAUGCUGUGGAUUUCAUAGGACCAGAAGCUCCCAUUACUCACGCCUCUCAAGAUGAUCGGCCCUUGAACUAUGGACAUGCUUUACUCCCUGGUGAGGGCGCUGCCAUGGCAGAAUAUGUAAAAGCUGGAAAACGCAUCCCUAGGAGAGGUGAAAUUGGUCUAACCAGUGAAGAGAUUGCAUCAUUUGAGAAGUCUGGCUAUGUGAUGAGCGGCAGCAGGCACCGGAGAAUGGAAGCCGUGCGUCUGCGUAAGGAGAACCAGAUCUACAGUGCAGAUGAAAAGAGGGCCCUGGCAUCUUUCAACCAGGAGGAGAGAAGGAAGAGAGAGAACAAGAUUUUGGCAAGCUUCCGAGAGAUGGUCUACAGGAAAACCAAGGGCAAAGACGACAAAUGAAUGGGAUGCUCUUCUUGUGCUUAUUGAUCAUAUUGAUGACCGUCACCUGUUACAGCGAUUUGCAAAUAGGUGUCCAGCAUCACAGCCCUACUUGCAGGGUGUACUGCUGGUUGAACUUCAGGAAAUGGUUUAUAUGUAUCAAUAGGAAACUUGACAGGUGUAUGUGGAUAGCCUGUUCACAAAUUUGCUGUAUGGCAUUAGCAGCAGAAGGACAAUGGCCUAAAUGAAAUGAGGCACGGCUCUAUUGCAGACUAUUCCAAAAUAUUGCUAGAAAUCCAAGGUACUGUGCCAGUUGAUGGAUUUAAGAGACACUUUGUAAAAUUCUGAGCAGCAAAUCAAGACUUGUGGAAUUGAAACUUGGCAUUUUGUUAAGGUUGCUUUGUUUUCAAUCCUUUGCUAAGAGAAUGUUGAGUGUACACUAUGAGUCACAGAGUGGAUCAGAGUGAUCUUCCAAUGGCAUUAGAUAAUCAAAUAAAUGUUGGAGAGAAUUUUUGGAUGCCAAGAUCUCAAGUUUUGGGCAAGUACUGUUUGGUGAGAGAACCCCAGCAGGGAGUUGGAAGUCACAAUAUAUUCAGCAAAUAUUCAGCAAAGUAAAGCAUGGAAAAGCAUAGGCUGUUUUACCUUUAAAAUAUGCCCUUUCAAGUGAGUUCCAAAUUUUCCCUCUUCCCACAGAAUGGGAUAUGACCACACAUUUGGUAAGUUAAAAGAUGGUUUACUAACAAACUCUCCAAAGGUCAGAUUUAUGUGCUCUUCCGCACAUAGUCAGGCAGUAAAACUACAGCCAGGCAGUAAAACUUAGUUACAAAGUGAUGAAAGUUCCUAGACAUAGGAAGUGAACUGGCAUAGGAAGUGAAGAGUAAUGUGUGAGAGCCAUGCUGCUAAGCUGGAGUAACCAGUUCAAACCUCUUCACGUGCUAAGGUGCUCAGGUAGACUGAGAGGAAAUGAUAGGUUUGAUUACCUAUUUCUUCCCAAGGUAAGGGAACUGACAUAGUUAAGUCUGGCAGGACAGCUAACUCUAUUAUAUUAACCAUUUCAUGCAUUAGACUUAAGCAUGUUGGUAAAGGCGCUGUGGGCUAAACCACAGAGUCUAGGGCUUGCUGAUCAAAAGGUCGGCGGUUCGAAUCCCUGCAAUGGGGUGAGCUCCCGUUGCUCAGUCCCAGCUCCUGCCCACCUAGCAGUUCAAAAGCACAUGCAAGUAGAUAAAUAGGGACCGCUCCGGCGGGAAGGUAAACGGCGUUUCCGUGCGCUGCUCUGGUUUGCCAGAAGCAGCUUUGUCAUGCUGGCCACAUGACCCGGAAGCUGUCUGGCUCCCUCGGCCUAUAGAGCGAGGGUUAUAUGGGGCUGGUUAUCCCACAAUAACAGAUGGUGCAAAUUGAUUGUACCAUUGAUUGCACAAAGACAAAAAGUCAUUAACACAGCCUUUUUAAGCUUCAGAACAGUUUUGUUUGUUGUACAUUAGUGAGACUUAAUUCUCUUUUACUAGAUUUUAAGUGACUUAAAUUAUAGUCUUUUUCAGUGGCUCGGAUUCCUUGUAAAUGGAGCAGCUCUCUUUGUGCAGAUUUGUACAUUUUAAUUAUGAAUAUAUUUUAUAAUUUUAAUAAGAAGCUGUAUAGUGCUGCAGCAGAGUGUCUUCCAGUGACUGGCCUAUUUCUGAGCCAGCAGUGGAAUGGGCAUUUGCGCCCUCCCGUUUCUCUUAGUACAGAUUUGCUUUCAUCAUCCUGUACAUUAACUAGUAUGGUUAAGUCUGACCGAUAGCUCAUCAAGAGAGAGAACUAUUUGAAGAUUGUAAGCAUCUUCCUACCUGACUUCAUUGUGCAAAUAGAGUUUCAGUGGGACGAAACAAGUUAGAUAUCCAUAGGCUUUGAUGGGCUGAAAACAUAACCCCUAUUGUAGGCAAAGUCUUUAUGCCAGUAUUGAAAUGUGUCUGGCAUGUACCAUCCACAGGGACUUCUGAGCACCUCUGCUCUUUCAGAAGCCUCAAACCCAACCUAAAAAAUCUCCCUCCCAAGUUCAGGGGACCCUCAGGGGCACCUCUGACAUGGCACAAGGAACUGUGAUGCAAAGGUUGGGAGGGAAUGGUGAAGCAAUAAAAUGUGUACAGGGAGUGGGCUUGAUGUGCAUCCUGUGUACCAUUCCUUUCACAAUUCCAAAACCACGUAUUAUUUCUGGAAAGUUACAUUUAAAAUUGUUCCCCUGGGUGCACCUUAGUUGUUUUUUUAUCUAUGGCUUGUCAGUUUCAAGCCAUGACUCGUUCUUUGAAACAAGUAUAAAAAUAAACACUUCAAUUUGACAGUGUUUGAAAGCACUUGCCAUUUGGAAAAUUGGAACUCGGGGCUGUGGCUCACAAGCAUGGCUUGAAUUAAGAUCACAUGUCAACGGCUUAGUGUGCAUGUUGCAGUCUAUGGUACUAACUUGCUAUUCCUCAUGUAGGUGAACAACUGGGACUGAUGAGAGCGAGAAUUCCCAAUAAAAAAAUUGUGGGAUGUAAUCCAUUGGUGCAGUCAAAUGCAACAUUCCUUGUUUCCCUAGAGGGGACACAUGCAGGGGGACAUCCAGUCAGUGUAACUUCCUGUACCACUGGUCGCGAGCUCCUUCCCCUGCUUGUGACCUGGGAGAUGGGCAUGGCUCUGGCUGACUCCUUAAAGAGCUGAGUCAUGCAGCCAUUUUCUCACUUGUUUUCCUCAUGUCUUGCUUGCUGAUCUUUUGCUGCCACUGCUCUCCUGCAACCAUUUUCUAUUCUUAAUGUAAUUUUGCCAUCUGCUGGCUCUUAGCCAGCAGCACAUGAGUUCAGUCUCCAUAUGAGAUGAACUUACAGUUUCUUUGUGUAACUACCAAGUAAAGUCUGCCUUUCAGGAAUCAUAUUGUGAACUGAAAUGUGAGUAAACUUUUUGUUACUUUACUCAGAAAGACUUGUGUCUUUAUUCUUUUAAGAGGGAUUAAAGGGGACACCAGGAAAUAAUCUUAACUAAAAGAUUCAAAUGAAUCUACAAACUACGGUAGCUUCCAGCUAUAUUGAGGGGAAUUUGCUCUGCUACAUCAUAAUACUUAAUCAAUAUAUCCUUCCCUACCAUCCUUAGCAUUCCCACAAAAACCAUUAAGCAUAUUUCAAUGAGUUUAAAGAAAAAGAAUACAUAAAACAUUUUAAAAGGUAGAGGAAAACAAAAAUAACAACACAACAGUAAAAUAUAAUUAAGUAUUCCCAAUAGUAAGGGAUAAUGGGAGUAGUUGUCCAAAACAUCUGGAGGUCUAGCUUACGACAGAGUGACAUGCAAAUAUAACCCCAUGCAAAUUCUCUUUAAAAUAGUUUUACAGACAUUGGCAGUGUAAGCAAGGCUUUGUUUCCUAACAUGGUACCCUCCAGAUGUUGUGGAGUACAAUUUGCAUCUGCCCCAGCCAGCCUGGUGAAUGGUCAUGAAUUAUGUUGGGAGGGGAGCACCACGUUUGCUACCCUUGGUCUACGUAGACUUGGAAGGUUGCAAUAAGUAGAUAUAUCUGCCAUGUCUACUGCAAGAUUAAGGCCACUGAUGCUUUGUGGGUUUGAUCAAGUAACAAUUACUCUCCAAAAAUUAAGCCUUCUAACACGGGACAGAAAGACCUAAAAUGACAAGCUGACUACAGAUGUGCACAACUUUUAUUCAUAAAAACUAGCAGAAAACCUAGAAGAGAGUUUUUAGUUU